AUGUCCUCUCCGAAACCGCACAAAGCUAACCUCUGGAGUAUGAGGGAGCCCUCGGUCGACGCAGCGCAUGGCAGCAAAGAGUCCGGUUUGGAGAUGACCGUCACAGUGCCCAACGCCCAACACCAAUCGAUAAAUUCUGGCAAACCCGUCAGCGAUGGCUACGGCGGCAGGACACCGCCGUUACGGCACCGAGCUCAGCUGGACUCCGGCAGCCGCUUCGAGGAGAUCACCGUGGACACAGCUGUGACGCGCCCGGUCGCCCACAUGCCCGGGGUAAACUUCAACCCGCGGAUGUCAGUGUAUAGCGCUACGCGACCCGCCGUGAUCACCCGAGCCUACAUUCAAGGACGAGUGUACAACUUUCUGGAAAGACCGACGGGGUGGAAAUGCUUCGUGUACCACUUCGCAGUGUUUCUCAUCGUCCUGGCCUGUCUCAUCCUCAGUGUCCUGUCCACCAUUGACCAGUACCAGAGCCUGGCCCAGAACACUCUCUUUUGGGUGGAGAUAGUGCUGGUGGUCUUCUUCGGAGUGGAGUAUGUUGUGCGGUUGUGGUCGGCGGGCUGCCGCAGUAAGUACGUGGGCGUUUGGGGGAGGCUGAGAUUCGCCCGCAAGCCGAUCUCCAUCAUCGAUCUCAUUGUUGUGGUGGCCUCUAUAAUCGUGCUGUCUGUGGGCUCCAAAGGCAGAAUGGGGUCUACCUCUGCGGUCAGAGGGAUCCGCUUCCUCCAGAUCCUACGGAUGCUGCAUGUGGACCGACAGGGAGGAACCUGGAGACUUCUGGGAUCUGUAGUCUUCAUACAUCGGCAGGAGCUGAUCACCACGCUCUACAUCGGCUUCCUCUGCCUCAUCUUCUCCUCCUACUUCGUGUACCUCGCCGAGAAGGACGCCGUCGACUCCAGCGGGGUCACCGAGUUCGCCAGCUACGCCGACGCCCUGUGGUGGGGAGUGGUGACAGUCACAACCAUAGGCUAUGGGGACAAGGUGCCGCAGACCUGGAUCGGAAAGACCAUCGCUUCCUGUUUCUCUGUCUUUGCCAUCUCUUUUUUCGCUCUUCCUUCCGGGAUCCUGGGUUCUGGCUUUGCUCUGAAAGUCCAGCAGAAACAGAGACAGAAGCAUUUCAACAGACAGAUUCCAGCCGCUGCCUGCCUCAUACAGACGUGUUGGAGGUGCUACGCAGUGGAGAACCCCGACUCUGCCACCUACAAGAUGUUUUUGAGGAAGAAACCAAUCAUCCCCACCUCCUCCAUCUCUAGUCCUCUGCCCAAAAAGACGGUGAGGACGAGGAGGAAACUGAAGAGUGACAAGGACACGCUGAGUAAAUCUCCCACGGUCCCCAGCAUCAUCUACGACUCUGUGUUCGACGACACCAAGGAGUACUGCAGCGACAGCCCCACCUCUGGCCGACAGCAGACCUGGCCGUCACAGUCCUCUCUGCAGUCUAGUUCUCCAGGUCCAGUGAAAAGGAACAUGGCCCUGCUGGACAUCCAGUCCUCUCAUGCGUUGAAGAGGAACAGCAGCUUUGCCGACGAGCUGGAGCUGGAGGCAGAGAGCGUGCUCACGCCCGUCACACACGUGUCACAGUUCAGGGAGCCCCACAGGGCAGCAGUUCGGGUUAUUCAGAGGAUGCUGUACUUUGUGGCCAGAAAGAGGUUCCAGCAAGCACGCAAGCCCUACGACGUGCGUGACGUGAUCGAGCAGUACUCCCAAGGACACCUCAACCUCAUGGUGCGCAUCAAGGAGCUCCAGAGGAGGCUGGACCAGUCAUUGGGGAAGAUGACUUUGUUCCAGACCAGCUCAGAGCGGAUGCGGGACAAAGGCACCAACACCAUCGGGUCCAGACUCAACAGGAUGGAGGAGAAGAUGCAGCAGAUGGACCAGACCCUACACCGCAUCUCAGACACACUGAACCUCCUGCUGGCUCAGUCGGGGCAGAGGCCGGGCCCGGGGGGCGGAGCCGGGGGGCGGGGCGGGGCGGGGCACACAGCCGAAAUGUACAGCCUGCCCACCUAUGAACAGCUCACCAUUCCCCCUGUCAGCUUCUCCAAGGAGGAGUGCUCCUGA
Messenger RNA from Conger conger (European conger), 2058 nucleotides. RefSeq names its product potassium voltage-gated channel, KQT-like subfamily, member 1.1 (gene kcnq1.1). The transcript is spliced from 18 exons. NCBI's taxonomy places the organism in Eukaryota, Metazoa, Chordata, Actinopteri, Anguilliformes, Congridae. Gene Ontology annotation, cellular component: membrane; voltage-gated potassium channel complex. The record is from RefSeq and is a predicted model, not a curated record. Gene Ontology annotation, biological process: potassium ion transport; transmembrane transport. The coding region runs from base 1 to 2058 and encodes 685 amino acids. Gene Ontology annotation, molecular function: voltage-gated potassium channel activity.